Molecule: messenger RNA, 585 nt
Organism: Exophiala aquamarina CBS 119918
Lineage: Eukaryota; Fungi; Ascomycota; Eurotiomycetes; Chaetothyriales; Herpotrichiellaceae
Exons: 1
Coding region: 1-585 (194 amino acids)
Source: RefSeq, a predicted model, not a curated record
AUGGCUCCGAAGCAAGGACUCAUCGAGAAGCCCAUUUCUGCGCUACCAAGAAUCCAUCGAUUAAUCACAAGCCAUGACGAAAAUUCCGGUCAGGCUAUAAUCCAUUCUUUCGAACCUGGACUCUGGCAACCAAUGCGAAAUAAUACUGUUGCUUUGGAUCUUGUCUACACCACUUCCGAGUUUCCUGUGCAGAUGAACAAUGAUGCAGAUGUUGAGGCACACGAAAGGGUUGUCGAAAAAGGGGUCGGAUUAGUGAAUCCAGGUGGCAGUGUGUGUAGGAUGGUCGAUUUCUCUCCGAGCAAUGACCCAAUGAUGCAUCGAACCAAGAGCCUCGAUUAUGGAGUCGUGCUGGAAGGAGAGAUCGAACUCAUACUAGACUCGGGCGAGAUGAAAACGCUGAGGAGAGGCGAUGUCGCAAUUCAAAGGGGUACAAUGCACGCCUGGAGAAAUCCGAGUACGACUCAGUGGGCCAGAAUGAUGUUCGUCCUACUUGAUUCGCAAGCGUUGCAGAUUGGAAACUAUUCCUUGAAGGAAUCUCUUGCGCCAGGGCAACACGAGAUACAAGGCAGUGGAAACGAUAAAUAA